Messenger RNA from Erythranthe guttata (spotted monkey flower), 4831 nucleotides. Lineage: Eukaryota; Viridiplantae; Streptophyta; Magnoliopsida; Lamiales; Phrymaceae. The record is from RefSeq and is a predicted model, not a curated record.
GAUGUGGGGCGGGAUAGUGGAAGGGGAACUAGGCGCAAAAAUCGAAGCAGAGUUCUUUGUCCUAGUCUCGAAGAUUCUCGAUUUGUUGGGAAAGCCAAAGGUUUCUGAUUUAUUUCCAGUUCUUGCCAGGUUUGAUAUGCAAGGUAUAAAGAGACAGAUGGAGGGUUACAUGCAAUCCGCGGACACGAUUUUUGAAGCCGUUAUUGCAUAACACAAGAACAAAUCGUCCGGAGAAAUCAAGAGAGAGGCCGGAAGGAAGGACUUUCUCCAAAUCCUGUUAGGCCUUCAAAAGAGUGAAGAUUCGGCCGUGUCAAUUAGUCAUACAACAAUCAAGGCCAUGUUAGCCGAUAUCGUGGGAGGCGGGACUGAUAGUACAACAAGGACAGUUGAGUGGGCAAUUGCUGAGCUAAUGAAUAAUCCCGAGGUCAUGAGCAAGGCGCAAAAAGAAUUAUCCGAAGUAGUGGGAUCGAACAACAUUGUCGAAGAGUUCCAUAUUCCGAAAUUGAAAUAUUUGGAAGCAAUUAUCAAAGAAACACUUCGCUUAUAUCCACCGGCACCCAUCCUGAUUCCCAAGUCGCCUACCGAAUCUUCCACAAUCGGGGGAUACACUAUCCCGAAGAAUACACGGGUCUUUAUAAAUAUGUUGGCCGUCCAUAGAGACCCUUGCAUUUGGGAUAGUCCAAUGGAAUUCAGGCCCUUAAUUAAAAAUAUUUAUAUGAAUACUCAACGAGAAGGAUCUUCAACUACUCGUCCACCUCUCCUAAUCGGCUCCAACUACUCAUACUGGAAAUCGAAAAUGAAGAUGUUUAUCAAAUCCAUAGAUGAGAGAGCAUGGCGCGCCAUCAUAACUGGUUGGACACCUCCCAUGGUCAAAGGAGAAGACAAAAUGGAAGUAUUCAAACCAGAAGCAGAUUGGAAUGAUGGAGAGAUACUACUCGCAAACUACAACUCAAGGGCCCUAAACGCAAUAUUUAGUGGUGUUGAUGAUAAUCAAUUCAAACUAAUAGCGUCUUGUGAAUCUGCAAAAAGAGCUUGGGAAAUCCUUCAAGUCACAUACGAAGGAACGUCAACUGUAAGGACAUCCAAGCUACAAAUGCUGGCCACCAAAUUCGAAAAUUUGAAGAUGGAGGAGAAUGAGACGAUCACUGACUUCCAUGCUAAAUUAUGUGAUAUCUCCAAUGAAUCAUACGCACUCGGUGAACCAUACUCAGAAAGCAAAUUAGUGAGAAAAGCGAUGCGCUCAUUACCUGAAAGAUUCGCUUACCGAAUUGCUGCCAUUGAAGAAGUCAGAGACGUUGACACGCUCAAACUAGACGAACUCAUGGGGAAACUUCUAGCACAAGAACUCAAUCAUGGUGAAAAUCAUCGUGAAAAGUCUAGAGAAAAGAAGAUAGCCUUUCAAGCAGAAACAUCAUAUGCAACGCCCCAAAAUUCGUCAACUCAAGAAGAUGAGCAAACAGUUGAAGAAACCUUGGCACUACUAUCGAAAAAUUUUGGGAAAUUUCUCAAAAAGAUCGGAAAAAGGGGAAAUCUUCCAAGCACAGGGAAACCCGUGAAUUUUCAAAAUUCUAGGAGAAAUUCAAAUCAAGAUAACUCAGAGGAGUCAAAACCAAGAAGAAUACAAUGUCGAGAAUGCGAAGGUUUUGGUCACAUUCAAUCAGAAUGCGCAAACACCCUGAAGAAAAAGAAGAAAAUGUCACUUACUACUGUUUGGAGCGAUGAAGAAGAAUCUGAUGAUGACCAAGGAAGCAACGAUCAAGUCACUAACUUCGUAGCAUUCAGCAGCAAAGUUCCUCUGGACAGCUCAGAAUCAACUGUUGCUUCAACUGUUGCAACAGACUGUGAAACAGAAUCCAGGUAUGAAAAUAUGUGUUCUGACUAUGACAAAAAUCUAAACGAAAAUUCUUCUUUUGCAGAGGAUCCGAACAGCAGCAGUGAUGAGGAAGAACCAACCUUGGAUGAAGUAAAUGAGGUAUAUGAAAAAAUGUACCAAAAAUGGCUCGACGUCGUUAAGGUAAAUAACUUCCUGGAAAAGGAGAAGUUUGUGCUUGUAGAGGAAAACAAGACACUGAAGGUAAGAAUCUCUACUCUUGAGGAAAGGGUCAUAUCUAGUGAUCAAGAGAAAAAAAGUUUGCAGGCUAAACUUACUCAAACUCAAGAAGCAAUUGCAAAAUUGAACUUGGGUAGAGGUAAUCUAGAUGAAAUCCUAAGCAACAACAAGCCAAACUAUAAUCGUCUAGGCAUAGGAGGGAGUCAGCUACCCAAAGUUGAUCUAAAGCAAAAGGAAGAUCAAAACAGAAAAAUCAACUUUGUUAAACAAGCUUCUGUCUCACAAACAGUUGCAACUGUUGAAGCAACGAAACACGAUUCAAAGAAAAAGUUUAUUCCCACUUGUUUUUUCUGUCAAAAACUAGGUCACAUACGUCCUAGAUGUUUCAAAUAUUUAAAACUUGUGAAAAAGCUUGUGGCUCGUUCUCUUUACUCUGCUAGGGCUGAUUAUUUUCCUUCACCCUCUCAAAAACCCAAAAAUAAAAUUGAUAUUUCCAAUAGACCUCAGCAAAAAAUUUGGGUUGAAAAGUCCACGUUUAAAUGCUUAUCGGCGAUUACUUCUUUAAAAGCAAGUACUACUAAUGAUUGGUAUUUUGACAGUGGGUGUUCACGACAUAUGACCGGUGUUAAAGAGUUUCUGAAAAACUAUCAACAAAUCACCGGUGGAGCUGUUACCUUUGGAAACGGAAAAAAGGGUGAAGUGCUAGGGAAAGGAUCUCUAAAUUAUGAGAAUCUGCCAAAGCUGAAGAAUGUACUGCUUGUAGAAGGACUCACGUCAAAUCUGAUAAGCAUCAGCCAGCUAUGUGAUCAAGAUCUUGAAGUCAGAUUCAACAAAUUCGCAUGUCGAGUAUUAGACAAAGACGAGAAUUGUGUUAUUCAAGGAACUCGAUCAUCUGACAACUGCUAUAUUCUUGUCUCUGCAGGUAUGAACUGUUUCAACAGUCUGUCAGACUCUACAGUGCUUUGGCACAAAAGAAUAUCUCAUGAAUUCUCCGCACCUAAAACACCUCAACAAAAUGGAGUGGUUGAACGCAAAAAUCGCACUCUGCAAGAGAUGGCCAGGGUCAUGAUGAACGCAAAGGAGAUCGCUCCUCGUUUUUGGGCAGAAGCAGUUAACACUGCAUGUCAUAUUAUAAAUCGAGUCUAUCUUCGACCAGGACCACUGGAAGAGGAACCAACAAAGGAAUCGGAAAACAGCUCCAGUGUCGCACCAACAGUUCCAACAGUUGAUGCAGCCUCUACCAUUUCAGAAGAAAGUGACGUCAAUUCUGAAACAGGAGAUGAAGCUGAAGUCAGGCCUCUCGAAUUGAAUGAUCAAACUCACAAGGAACCCUCAAGAAGAGUCAAGAAGAAUCAUCCAGUGGAUCAAGUCAUUGGUUCGGUAGAUGAAGGAAUCCAAACCCGAGGUAAACCCAAGGUGAAUUACAAGGAAAUGGCAAGGUAUGUUUGUUUUACUUCGACUAUAGAACCCAAAAACGUCAAAGAAGCCUUAUUAGAUGAAUAUUGGAUUCAAGCCAUGCAUGAGGAACUCGAACAAUUCGUUAGGAAUGACGUUUGGGUCUUGGUCCCUAGGCCUGACAAUGUGAAUAUAAUAGGUACAAAAUGGGUUUUUAAAAAUAAGUCUGAUGAACACGGAAAUAUCGUUCGUAACAAAGCUAGAUUAGUUGCUCAAGGCUAUAGUCAAAUCGAAGGCAUUGACUUCGAUGAAACUUUUGCCCCUGUUGCUAGACUAGAAUCUGUUCGAUUACUCCUAGCCAUUGCUUGUUUUCUAAAAAUCAAACUUUUUCAAAUGGAUGUCAAAAGCGCCUUCUUAAAUGGUAUUUUAAAAGAAGAAGUUUAUGUUGAACAACCCAAAGGAUUUCAAGAUCCACAUUAUCCCAAGCAUGUUUUCAAAUUAAACAAAGCCCUGUAUGGUCUCAAACAAGCGCCUCGAGCCUGGUAUGAGCGUCUUACAGAAUUUUUAUCGCACAAGGGAUACACUAGGGGUAGCGUCGAUCGAACUCUUUUCUUUAAAAAAUCAAAGGGAGACAUCCUGAUUGCUCAAAUUUACGUAGAUGAUAUCGUUUUUGGAUCUACCUCACAAACAAAAAUCGAAGAAUUUGUUAAACAAAUGUCUAGUGAAUUUGAAAUGAGCAUGGUUGGGGAACUCACGUAUUUUUUAGGUCUUCAAGUUAAACAAAUGAGUGAUGGAAUUUUCAUAACUCAAUCCAAGUAUGCAAAAAACCUUGUAAAACGUUUUGGUUUGGAAUCUGCAAAAACUGUUAGAACUCCUAUGGGAACGAACGACAAACUGUCGCGACAGUUGGAUGCAACAGCUGUAGAUCCCACACUUUAUCGAAGCAUGAUAGGUAGUCUUUUAUAUCUUACUUCUAGCCGACCAGAUAUAUGCUAUAGUGUUGGAGUUUGUGCCAGGUAUCAAUCCAAUCCCAAGGAAUGCCACCUUAGUGCUGUGAAACGAAUCAUUCGCUACGUAAGUGGAACAAUUGAUUUCGGUAUUUGGUAUUCUAUGGAUACUAACACAACACUUGCAGGCUUUAGCGAUGCAGAUUGGGCAGGUGAUGCAGAUGAUCGAAAGAGCACAACUGGAGGAUGCUUCUAUCUUGGUAACAAUCUCGUGUCCUGGUACAGCAAAAAACAGAAUAGUAUCUCGCUUUCCACUGCCGAAUCGGAAUAUAUCGCCGCAGGUAGUUGUUGUGCCCAACUCUUAUGGAUGAAACAAAUGUACAGCACUCUCGAACUAAGCAUAUUGAAAUCCGGUACCACUUCAUUAGAAAUCUGGUAG